AUGCAGCUCAUGGAGGAAAGCGAUGAGCUCGCGGAGGAGCUCAUGGAGACCGUGGCCUCGCCUGAGAGCGCAAACAGUGCAGCUCACGGAGCGCAUGAGCUCGUGGAGGAGCACAUGGAGACCAAGGUGGCGGGCCCCGUGGUGCUGGGCCCCAUCCCGCCCUUCCCAAUGUUCGGGGUCAUGGACUCCGUGGGAGAGAAGGAUGCGGUGAAGUUCGCGGCCUACUUCAGCACUGGGGAUGGGGCUCAGGCCAGUUUCGACCUCGAGGGCAGGCGGCUCGAGCGCGACGUGUUGCUGCUGGGGGGCGAGCGCGCGCGCUGGGCCGACGCGGAGGACCCGCUCGACGUGCCGAGGGGGCCAGCCAUGGCCAAGGGUGAGGACUGGGCCGGCCUGGAGUACAGGCUGGGCGCCAGCGCCCUCGGGGCGCUGGGCAGGGCAUGCGACGCCGCCCUGAAGGGCAUGAAGAAGGGCGAAGAGGCCCUGUUGAGGUGUACCAAAGAUUAUUCAUGUGAAGAUUGGUCCGAUGGCGUGGAGGUGACCAUCAAGUUGCGGGAGAUUUGCGAGACGCGCGACAUCUCCUUCAGGAAAGACGGUACCGUCCUCAAGAAGCGAACUCGAGAAGGCGAGGGUCAUUCCACACCGACGGAGGCUUCGAAGGUGACACUUAGUGUGGACGACGCGCGGCAAGCUGACGCGCUGAUCCCGGGCUUUGUGAGCCAGGUGCUGGAGUUCACCCUCGGCAACGGGGAGGUGUGCGACGCGCUCGAGUGCGCGGCCGCGCACAUGAAGAGGCUCGAGCGGGCGACGCUGACCGUGGCGCGCCCAGCGCUGGCCGCGGAGGCGAACCUGGGCCUGAGGGACGUUGGCGCGGGUGGCGAGUCGAUCGUCCUCAAGCUCGAGAUGAAGGAGUUCGAGAAUGGUAAGGACCCCCGUUGUUGUGCUACCCAAUGAAUUGUCUGCUGUCUCCAGGGCUUACGGGACAACAUGUCUUUGCGUCAAAAUUUGGGUCCCCACCUGAAAUUCUCGCACUCGUCCGGUCGAACCACAUUUCGCUCAAAAGUAAGGGGUUCGACUUUGAGGGCCCCCUGGCACAUUCUACUGUCCCAGAUUAACUCGUCUCACUCG
Messenger RNA from Prorocentrum cordatum, 1125 nucleotides. NCBI's taxonomy places the organism in Eukaryota, Dinophyceae, Prorocentrales, Prorocentraceae. The record is from the annotation of a GenBank genome assembly.